CAUGACGUUCUGCAGUCGCGUCAGCUCUGACGUAUAUAUUCUGCGACACAGGUGGCGUUUCACGGAAGCUCCGUGAUAAACGUCGCUGUAAGGAGAUUUUGCGUUUUGUUUGUGUUUAUCUGAUACGGCUGUAACUUAUACAGGUUUUUCGCCAUGGCCGAACCGGCGCAGAAUGUUAGCUCUAUUCCAAUCGAUGCAAUCAGCAACAUGAAAAUCACAUCGGUUUGGACUUUUCUGCUUUCUAUCCAGUGGUCUGAGUCCUGGUUGAUCGGGUUGGGCUUGUUCCACGCACUCUGUUUCGCCGUGACUCUGGUGACGUUGCGGUUCUAUCGGGCGCAGAUAUGUCACUUCCUUAUUAUGGUGGGAAUGGUCUACUCCGCAGAGUACAUUAACGAAGCUGCCGCUUUGAACUGGAGAUCGUUUUCCAGAUACCAGUACUUUGACUCCAGAGGAAUGUUCAUCUCCCUGGUGUUCUCUGCUCCACUCCUGUGCAACACUAUUAUUAUUGUGAUGGUCUGGGUCUACAGGACGUUUGCGACGAUGACGGAGCUGAAAACUCUGCAGUUAAAGCGGAAGGCAGCGAGAUCAAAGAGCAAAACGGAGUGAAGAUCAAAACGUUCCACACACCUGUGUACCUGUGACAGUCCUAACACUACACACCUGUGUCUGUCUGCAGCACCUUCAGUUCAGUUCAGUUUUAUUUCCUCAGCAAUUUUUACAGAGACACUGUCACAAUCCAAAAUCCAGUGAGUGUGGUUUAAAAAAAAAAAAAAGGCAAAAGACCUGGACAGGGGGAAGGUCCCUGGUGGGAAUCUCAGGAGGAACCCGCUAUGGAGGGGAGCCCAACCUCCUCUAGCUGGCCUGGUGCUGCAUAAAGUUAGGCUGCAAGCAGACAGAUUAUAGCCUGAAGUUUUAAACUAGCUGGUAAAAUAAGACAGUCUAAGCAAAGAAGUGUGUAUUCCUAUCCGAUACCACACACUCUUUAUCAGUAUAUGUUACAGUAUCCCCUGGGGCCACUACAGGGAGCUGGAGGCAGCAGUGCUGUUCUGCCAGAUCCUGCCAGUGGUGGAUAAUUGCACCGAAACAAUGUGCACAGCUCCCGUUGGAUCCAGACGUUAAUUUGGUUAAAAGGUGAGGUUUGGACAGGUCCUUUAAAGGACAGAGACACUCAUCGUCCUGAUUUGUAUUCCCCAUCGAAGAUGGCAGCUUUUUUGUGUUUGUAUGAAAAUCUGGACUUAAUGUGCUCGUCCUGUUGAAGUAGUUUUUCCUUAAAUCCUGAACGCAUGAAUUUUCACUUCUGUCAGAAGGUAUGUGGUUUCUCCAUUCCUCUAACGGGACACAGGUACCUGUAAACAUUAUUUUAAGUAUGCUUCAUUACAUGCCAUUUUGAAGUGCCGUCCUUGAUUAAAAAUUAAAGGACAUGUACAUUCGCAUAGGUAUGUGUUUGAGCAUGUAUGUAUUGUAAAUUAAAUAUUGCAUUUUCAGUAUUUAU
Molecule: messenger RNA, 1492 nt
Organism: Conger conger (European conger)
Lineage: Eukaryota; Metazoa; Chordata; Actinopteri; Anguilliformes; Congridae
Gene: tmem18
Product: transmembrane protein 18
Exons: 5
Coding region: 154-606 (150 amino acids)
Cellular component (GO): nuclear membrane
Source: RefSeq, a predicted model, not a curated record